AUGCCAAACUUCUUUGAGGAUCCCAACUGCAGGCAGAAGAGCACACAGUUGAAUUUGGCCUUCUUCCAGUUCCCAAGGGAUCUGGCCAGAUGCCAGAAGUGGGAACAAAAACAUAAAGAAAUCAACAACAGCAAUGCUCAGAAUUCCAGUGCAGAAGGGGGUGAAGAACAGGAUGAAGAUUUACCUUUAAUCCUUGAAGAGAAGGAAAACAAAAAAUACUCAAAAUCUUUAUUUGAAAUUUUGAUUCUUAUGAAAAAACAAAACAGACCUCUAAAUGAACAUGAAGUUGAUGAAAUCCCAGAAGGUCUCUUUACUCCUGAUAACUUUCAGGCACUGUUGGAGUGCCAGAUAAAUUCUGGUGAAGAGUUUCUGAGAAAUCUCUUUGAGACAACAGCAGUCAACACACCCUUUUCAAAAGCACAGCAGAAACAGAUGCUAGAAAUAUGUGAGAGCUGUAUCCAGGAAGAAAUGCUCAGGGAAGUGAGAGACUCUCACUUCUUUUUGAUUAUCACUGAGGACAUAGUCGACAUGGGAGGGAAAGAACACUUGCCUGUGUUGGUGAGGUUUGUUGAUGAAGCUCAUAACCUGAGAGAAGAAUUUGUGGGUUUCCUGCCUUAUAAAGCCAAUGUUGAAAUUGCUAUGAAACUUCACACUAUGAUAAUUGAGAAGUAGGGAUUAAACUUGGAAUAUUGUCAUGGCCGUUACAUUGUAUACAGUGGAUUUUCUUCCAGAAUGAAAAUUGUUGCUCCUAGACUUUUGGAAAAAUAUCCCCAAGCUGUCUACACACUCUGCUCUUCCUCUGCCUUAAAAAUGUGGUUGGUCAAAUCGGUGCCUGUUAUGGGAGUGUCUGUUGUCUUAGGGAAUGAGGAAGUUUGUUCUUUUUUCUAUUGGUCAUCAGAAUUGCUUUUAGAGCUUGACAAGUUAAUUUCAGUCCUUCUUCAGAACAAUAAAGGAAGGGGUAAAGAAUUGAAGUCAAUUUGCCAUUCUUGAUGGACAGGCAGGCAUGAUGCUUUUGAAAUUUUAGUGGACCUCCUACAAGCACUUGUUUUAUGUUUAGAUGGUAUAAAUAAUGAUACAAAUAUUAGAUGGAAUAACUGUAUAGCGGGCCGAGCAUUUGUACUCUGUAGUGCAGUAACAGAUUUUGAUUUCGUUGUUACCAUUGUCAUUCUUAAAAAUGUUCUAUCUUUUACAAGAGCCUUUGGGGAGAAUCUCCAGGGACAGACUUCUGGUGUCUUCUUUGCAGCCGGUAGCUUGACUGUGGUGCUGCAUUCACUAAAUGAAGUGAUGGAAAAUAUUGAAGUUUAUUAUGAAUUUUGGUUUGAGUAAGCCACCAAUUUGGCAACCAGAUUUGACAUUCAGAUGAAGCUCCCUGGGAAAUUCCACAGAGAUCAGCAAGGGAACCUGGAAUCUCAGCUAGCCUCUGAGAGUUACUAUAAAGAAGCUAUAAGUGUUCCAACAGAUGGUCACAUUAUUCAGGAACUGAAAGAACACAUUAUUCAGCACCUCAAAGCUCUUAAAUGCUCAUCUCUGGUACCCUCUGUCAUGGGACAGCUCAAAUUCAAUGCAUUGGAGGAGCACCAUGCUGAAAUGUACAGAAGCAACUUACCCAAUCCUGAUACACUCUCAGCUGAGCUGCGUUGUUGGAGAAUCAAGUGGAAACACAGAAGAAAAGAUAUAGAGCUUCCAUACACCAUUUAUGAAGCCCUCCACCUGCCAGGGAUCAAGUUUUUUCCUAAUGUUUAUGCAUUGCUGAAGGUCCUAUGUAUUCUUCCUGUGAUGAAGGUUGAGAAUGAGUGCUGGAAUAGGCAAAAGCAUCUCAAAGCAUACCUGAGGAAAACUUUUACAGACCAAAGGCCAAGUAACUUAUUAGUACUUUUUAACACAAAUUUUGAUGUAAAACAUGAUUUGGAUUUAAUGGUGUACACAUAUAUCAAACUCUAUACAACUAAGCCAGAGCUUCCUACAGAUAAUUCUGAAACUAUUGAAAAUACCUGA
This is a messenger RNA of Myotis davidii, 1995 nucleotides long. It is a transcript of the gene THAP12, whose product is annotated as protein-kinase, interferon-inducible double stranded RNA dependent inhibitor, repressor of (P58 repressor). The record is from RefSeq and is a predicted model, not a curated record. Lineage: Eukaryota; Metazoa; Chordata; Mammalia; Chiroptera; Vespertilionidae.